Molecule: messenger RNA, 1471 nt
Organism: Physcomitrium patens
Lineage: Eukaryota; Viridiplantae; Streptophyta; Bryopsida; Funariales; Funariaceae
Source: RefSeq, a predicted model, not a curated record
CAAGAAACCAUAUAAGCUUCGAACUAGAAGUGUAGGCCCACUUUUUGAUCACUUUGGGUGCAUGCUGUGAUUAUGUCGAUCACACUCUUUAACGGGCACUAAUCGAGUACAUUUCUCUCUUGUUCCUCCACAGAGACUGCGAGUGAGAGAUGCUCAAUGAACUGGUACAUGUUGAGUAAAAGGGUUUAGUGUCGAGCGAGAAUAGAGACCUGCGAAGGCCUCAGUGGUCCACUUUCUAUCGACUGGUUCGACGAUGUUUUGUUAUGCUUGUACGCACAAUUGAAGACGUCUGGUGCAGUGUGUGUUGUUUGUAGCUGGGGACCAUCAUUUAAGUCACUUAUCCGCCGCAGUAAAAGUUCUGCGGGUGAAUACGGUGACUGUCGUUUUGUGCGAGUUCAGGGUUACUGUUCUUGCAAUCUUAUUGUACCAGCAAACUCUGGAGUUCUUCAAUUGGCUUACCUUUAUUUGCAAGUCACUAAGUGAGAACAAAGCUUGCCAGUAUUCAGACAGACUUAGUUCGCGCAUUAGUAUGGUGUAACUGUUCAGGGUUUGGCAACCAUCCAAUAUUCUAUCCAUUUUCGUUGCCUACUGUUUGGAGAAUUGCUGAGUGCGUUUGGAGUGAUGGGAACAAGGCUCAUGUCCCUACUUUUCACGGAACAAGAGCACUUGAACAGCUUAUCCUUGUGGAGAGGAAACAUCAUGCAUGAGGCAGACGUCGAAGGAGGAGGGGAAGGUCCAUACUGUAGACCGAAACUGCCUUUCACCACAACAGUCCCAGCAGGAUUCUCGGGAGGUGCAAUUACAAGUGAGCAGUGGCCACCGCGAUCCUACUCCUGCAAUUUCUGCAAACGCGAGUUUCGCACGGCGCAAGGCCUGGGAGGCCACAUGAACGUGCACAGACGAGAGAGGGCUCAAGCAAACCAACUGUCCAUCUUGACGAACUACAACGAAGGAUUGCCUCCCAUUCCGACAAACUCCUGGGAAGUGAUGAAAAUAGAUUGGGCACGAGGUUACUACAACCAGGAAGUACCAUCCAAGCAUGCAUCCUCUUCAUCUCCCAACCCUUCACUUCACGGGAGAUUUCACUCUCCUGAUAAUCCCGAAGAUUCUAUUGACCUAGAGCUUCGACUCGGACAGAGAUCUUACUGCAUCACAUGAACGUCUAAUCUGUCUAGCUCACUGGUGCAGAUGUUGGACUAGAUGCAGAUAUUAUAUUAUCUAGAGGUAGCGCAUGUCUAGAUUUUUAUAUUCUGAUCUUAGGAAGGAAGACGUUAUAGCUUUACAUGGUGUAAACCACCUCUGCUGUGAUCCAAACCAAUGACUUAGACAUCACUAUUGUCGUGUUUAUAUAAUUGACGUAUCAGCCAAUGCGUAGAAUGAGCUUGUAAACUGUGGGAGAAUAUUUUAAUCAUUGUAGCGUCCACUAGCUCUGCGUUGGAACUGGUGCUGCUGCGUGUCUUGCAGUUUGGAA